Molecule: messenger RNA, 5340 nt
Organism: Serinus canaria (Common canary)
Lineage: Eukaryota; Metazoa; Chordata; Aves; Passeriformes; Fringillidae
Gene: RFC1
Product: replication factor C subunit 1
Exons: 25
Coding region: 17-3571 (1184 amino acids)
Biological process (GO): DNA repair; DNA replication
Cellular component (GO): nucleus; DNA replication factor C complex
Molecular function (GO): DNA binding; DNA clamp loader activity; ATP hydrolysis activity
Source: RefSeq, a predicted model, not a curated record
CGGGGGGUGGUCUGCCAUGGCCCCGGCCCGGGGUACGCCCCGGCCGCCCCGCAGCCCCGCCCGUCGCGGCAGUGACGGCAGCGCCGUGCGCCGGGCCGCGGGAGUUGGCGCGAAGGCGGGAGCAUGGAGCCGGGAGCGUCCCGCUAGGCACAGGGACCGCACCGCCGCCGCUGCCAUGGAUAUCCGGAAAUUCUUUGGUGUUGUACCUCCUGGAAAGCGACAAGAAUGUGAGACUGUGAAAAAGAGUGAAAAAAUUAGAAAUGGUCAAGGACCCUCAAGUGGGAAGAAAAGGGAAAAGGAGACUAAGGUGAAUAAUUCACCCAGUGAAGAUGAUUCCAAACCGAAGCAGACAAAAAAGAAGAGAAGAAUAAUCUAUGAUUCAGAUUCAGAAGAGGAGGUGCAGUCAGUGAAACAAUCCAAGAAGGCAUCUGAGAAAAAAGCAGCUGCUUCAAAACCUGGUAAAAUUCUAAAGCGGGAUCCUGUUUAUAUUUCAGAGACAGAUGAAGAUGAUGAUGAUUUUGCCAAUAAAAGAAUUUCCCUGAAACCGAAGGAGAAUGGGACGUCAGGGAUUAGUUGUCCAGGAACAAAUACUGUGAAACAAGGAGAGGUAAAACCACAAGCUAAAAGCAAGCCCCUCUCUCCAGUGAAACAGACUCCCACCUCUGCACUUGAUUUCUUUGGGACAAGGAGUGUCCAGCGCUCAGAAAAGAAGCUGGUAGCAAGUAAAAGGAAAGAGCCUUCACAGAGCAGAGACAGCACACUAGAUGAUGAGGCCGUUGCUAGGCAACUGCAGCUUGAAGAAGAUUCAGAGCUGGAGAGACAGCUGCAUGAAGAUGAAGAAUUUGCUAGAACUCUGGCCAUGUUGGAUGAAACACCACAGAAGAAAAAGGCUCGGAAAAACACAGAAGGAGAGCAAACAGUACUGAGCGUCAACAGCAGCCCUAAUACAACAGCAGGGUAUAAGCAGACAGAAAGAGUGAAAGCAACAGACUCAGCUGGUGCAGCCAGGAAUUACUCUGUGAAGCCACAAACUAAAUCUGAACAGUUGAAAGGUUCUUGUUUACCCCCACAAUCAUCUGAUGAUAAAAAAGAAGAGAUUGCUGAAAAGGAAAGAGGUGCUCAAAAUUCACUAUCAAGAGGAAAAGCAGCUUCCGGGAAAGAAGAGAAGACAACACCAAAGAAGGAGAAAGUUUCUCCCAAGAAGACUGAGUCUGUAAGUCCUGAGGACUCUGAAAAGAAGCGAAACAAUUACCAAGCUUACCGGAGCUUCCUUAAUCGCGAGGGUCCCAAAGCACUGGGCUCCAAAGAGAUACCUCAGGGAGCUGAGAACUGCUUGGAAGGGCUGACAUUUGUAAUUACGGGCGUGCUGGAGUGUAUUGAGAGAGAUGAGGCCAAGUCUCUGAUUGAGCGUUAUGGAGGAAAAGUAACUGGCAAUGUCAGCAAGAAGACAAAUUACCUGGUGAUGGGGCGGGACUGCGGCCAGUCCAAGUGUGAGAAGGCAUCAACUUUAGGUACAAAAAUUAUUGAUGAAGAUGGUCUAUUUGAUCUUAUUCGAACUAUGCCAGGCAAAAAGUCAAAAUAUGAGCUGGCAGCUGAAACAGAGGCAAAGAAAGUGGAGUCAAAACCCAAAAAGACACCAGAGAAAGCUGAAGCUGGGAAAAGGAAAUUUAGCCCCUACAAAAGGGAAGCUAAUAAUAAAAAAUACAAGUCUAGUCCUGAAAAAGGAGAAACCAUCAGAUCUGUCAAGAAAGAAACCACUGCUGUUCGAAAACUUACAGACUUCAAACGUCAGACUGUAGAGGAGAAAGAAUCCCCAAAACCUAAGGGGAGCUUGGUUUCUGAGGUUAAUGAAGAUGGCACAGAGAGAUUGCUUUGGGUCGAUAAAUAUAAGCCUGUGUCUCUUAAGGCAAUUAUUGGCCAGCAGGGUGAGCAAAGCUGCGCCAAUAAACUGCUCCGAUGGCUCAGAAACUGGCACAAGAACAACUUGGAAGAUGGACAAGCAAAACCCAGUAAAAGUGGAAGCAAAGAUGAUGGGACAGGCUUUAAAGCAGCAUUGCUUUCUGGUCCACCUGGAGUUGGUAAAACUACUACAGCUGCUUUGGUUUGUAAGGAACUGGGCUAUAGCUACGUGGAGCUGAAUGCCAGUGACACUCGCAGCAAGAACAGUCUGAAGGAAAUAGUUGCUGAGUCACUUAACAACACCAGCAUCAAAGACUUCUGUUCUGGUGCAUCUUCAUCAGUUAGCGAGAAACAUGUAUUGAUCAUGGAUGAAGUGGAUGGUAUGGCAGGCAAUGAAGACAGAGGAGGGAUUCAGGAGCUGAUUGCUUUGAUCCGACACACGAAGGUUCCCAUCAUUUGUAUGUGCAACGAUCGCAACCACCCCAAAAUGCGCUCCUUGGUCCACUACUGCCUGGAUCUCCGUUUUCAGAGACCUCGGCUGGAACAGAUCAAAGGUGCCAUGAUGUCUAUUGCAUUUAAAGAAGGUUUAAAAAUUCCCCCACCUGCUAUGCAAGAGAUAAUCCUGGCAGCAAAUCAGGACAUCAGACAGGUUUUACAUAAUCUAAAUAUGUGGUGUGCAAAAGACAAAUCACUGACUUAUGAUGAGGCUAAAACAGAUGCCAGCAGAGCCAAAAAGGACAUCAAACUGGGCCCCUUUGAUGUUGUCCGGAAGGUUUUUGCUACUGGAGAGGAGGCUGCCCGUAUGUCUCUUAUAGACAAAUCAGAUCUUUUCUUCCAUGAUUAUUCACUAGCACCUCUCUUUGUCCAAGAGAACUAUGUGCAUGUGAAACCAGCUGCUGCUGGAGGUAAUUUAAAAAAGCACUUGGUGCUCUUGAGUAAAGCAGCUGAUAGUAUAUGUGAUGGUGAUAUAGUGGACAGACAGAUUCGUAGCAAGCAGAACUGGAAUCUUCUUCCAACACAGGCUAUUUAUGCAAGUGUUCUCCCAGGGGAGCUGAUGAGGGGUUACAUGUCCCAGUUUCCUGUCUUUCCCAGCUGGCUGGGGAAAUUUUCAUCUACAGGCAAACACGAUCGUAUCAUUCAAGAACUGGCAAUGCACAUGAGCCUCAGAACUCAGACGUGCAAGAGGACAGUAAAUAUGGAAUAUUUGUCGUAUUUGCGGGAUGCACUUGUCCAGCCCUUGAGAGACUUUGGAGCAGAUGGUGUACAACAAGCUAUAACAUUUAUGGACUCUUACUGCUUGAUGAAAGAAGAUGUUGAAAAUAUCAUGGAAAUAAGCACGUGGGGAGGCAAACCCAGUCCUUUUUCAAAGCUGGAUCCCAAGGUCAAAGCAGCUUUCACACGUGCCUACAACAAAGAGGCACAUCUGACUCCAUAUUCACUUAGCGCUGUCAAAGCAUCUAAGAGGCAGUCGGGAUCUGCAGCGACCUUAGAUCUGAGUGAAGACUUGACUGUGGAAGAGAUCCAGUCUGAGGAUGAGCAGGAUACUGUUGACAGUGAUGCAAUGAUUAAGCAAAAAAAGGUCAAGUCUUCUAGGCUGCCAAAAAGAGAGAAAAAUGAAGAAACAACAAAAAAAGAAGGGAAGAGAAAAGAGAAAACAAGACAUUUAGAGUAAAACCUUGCUUUGGCUACAGCUUUGCAAAUCUAACUUCUGCCAGAAACAUGAAACAGAUCCAAUGCUGCUGCUGGGAAAGUAGAACCAGUGCGUUGAAAAUGCUCCUCUUAUAGAGGUGCUGUAGCUCUUGUGCUCUCACCCUGCUGUGCUUACUGCUGACAUGGCACAUGUUACAAGCUAUAACUUCCUUGUGCAACAGACACCAGGUGCAUGAACAUGCUGAAAAUGUCAUGCUUAGUUACCUGGCAUUUCUGCUGAGUCUUCCUAGGACUUCACUGCUCUUUUUUUUUAUAUAAAUCCCCUGACAUUAUGUGGUGAAGUCUUGUAAAUAGUACAUGAUGCAAAAACCCCAUACAUAAAUGGCUUAUUUGUACAUUAUAGAAAUUAAGCAGUAUAUAAAAUUACAAUAAAAUGUUUUUCAGGACUCUUUUAAAGCUUUGGUUAAGUUCAUGGAAUGUUCUGUCCUGUCUCCCUCCUUUGCUCUACAGUUUUGUCUUUUUGUUCACAUAUGUGAUGUGGUAUUAUUUUCCUACAACUUCCCUUUUGUUCAGUUAGAGACACAAAAAAGCAGUGAGGGAUUUACUUCCCAAACUUGAGUAGUCUGUACUUGCAUAAGUUAUAUCUUUAAUCAAAAUCAGAAAGGAAUAUUUAAAGAGUAAAAAAUGUUUAAUUGAAAAUAUUCAUAACAGUUCAGAACUGAUACUGAAAAAGAAAACAGUAGGGAGGUUGUUUUUCUUCCUGCUACUCAUAUUACAAAGAUGGCCCCGUGGUUUGUCUUUGGUGCCGAUGAAAUGCAGAUUUUGUUUGUAAUAAUUAUCAGUUUUAUUACUACAAUAAACAACAUUUUAUUACUACAAAGUACAAAAUUUAUCAAAAGCUAAAUAGUUACAGAUAUCACAAAAUAGAAGUGACAUGGCUAUUAUUAGGCCUGGGGAAGAGAUGUGUGAUGUAGUGAUAGAGCUUCCCUUGCUGCUUGCCAGCCAACACAAGCAGUUCUGGAAAUAAACAGAGGUGGUUAAUUAUAUUCUGAGAUACUGUAAUAGCAGAUCAGGAAAAAUAAAAUAAUCUAAAAGUUCCCCAGAAGAACUUGAGUGCAUUACUGUGAUCUACAGCUGAGUUUUCACAUAAGGUGUUUAGAAUAGUACACUGCAAUCAUUGAAACUGUUAACAUUAUUGAGGAACAUUAACUCAUUUUCAGUUACCAUUUUUUUAAAAAAACCAAAGUCCUGGAUCUGUCUUUGGAAUAGACAGAGCCAUGCUCUCAUUCUUAGAAGGAUGAGUAUUUCAGGCCAAUACUUGUUGCUGUUAUCCCGGGAUAGAUUCUGUUAAAUAGGCAAUUUAAGAUCAUGUAACCUGCAUUUUAGAUUUGCUCCUUCCAGUUAGUACCCCUCUUGCUCUCUCUCCCUUCCCCCCCCACUUAAACCUGUGCUGGAAGAGCUGAAGAAGUUCAGAUGAUGCUGACAUCUUCAAACUGUUCUCUGUGCUACUCAAGCACACCUGGUGUUCAGGAACAUGUUCCAAACCACAACAGCUUGUGGAUGUUAAUGUAGUCAUAGGGGUAAACAGAGUUAAAGCACAAUUUAACAACGAAGUUCGUUGCAGUAGCAAAACCUACUGGUGUUUGCAUGCCUGAGGGCAAAUAGGUGAUAGAACUGGGUCUCAAGUUAUCUGAGAUAUUAACCCAAUGCUCUAAGUUAAGAUUCCUUACUAGGAAAAACUCCAGAGCUGUCUAGAAUGAACCCUGUUAAGUAAGAAGUACAGACUGUAGG